UAUAGUCACGAAGGGCAAAACGAUGUCAAAUUCUCGGAGGGGUCGAGUUGGUAGAGGACCCGAAUUUGGCCGGCGUGAUCAGAGUUGGGGCUCGCCAAGAUCGGGCUCUCCAGGUUCACCAGGGAUAAAUGGCAGUCCUCGAGCAGGAAGAAGRGACAGACGAGACGCAGGGCAGCAACCACCAGCUGCAUUUUCGUCGUCAGAGCACGAUUUGUACGUCGGUUAUCUAGAAAAAAAGUGGGAACAAGUAAAAAGCAAAGCAAAUACAGAACCUGGCUCAGUAACUUUUUGGGGAAUCAAAGACCAUAGUGUUGAACCAGGAGCCAUAUUUGACGUUGACAGAUUUUUCAUUGAACGACAGAUAAACAGAAAGCAGGCGACUUCAUCGCCUCCACAACCACAACCCCCACACCACCCACAUCAUCAACAGAAUAUGUAUGCUACAUCAACAGAUCAUUGGUAGCUUUUGACUUAUAAUAUACAAGAACGUCAAGAGUAACGAAGCUAUAACAAACUAUACAAAAUGAUUAUUGAUUAUUGAGACUGUUUGUAAUUGAAUCAUCACAUAAUUACUGAUUAUUAUUAUUAUUAUUAUUAAUGUUAUUAAUAUUUUAUUAUUGCUAAGGAUACAUACACAGAGUGACAAAAUCAUAUAUCUGAAAUAUUGAUAGUAUUGAACCAAACAGUGAAAGUUUGGUUUCUUUUCCUUCCUUUUAUUUCAAUUCAUUUUUCCCUCUUAUUGCUCCAUCCUUCUUCAUUCAUCACAAUUCUGUCUAGUUAUGUCUUCCUUUGUGGACUUUCUUUUCUUACAACCUUUUAUCUUUGUUAUUUCAUUCUAUGGUACUCCUAUUUUUUUCCUAUGGGAAUCAGUUCCCACAUUUGAUUUACUUAAAACUCUCAUUCAAUAUUUAUUUCUAUGGUAUAUUUUGAAGGCUUAAUGCUUGCACUCUAAUGUUAUAUUCACUCACUUUGAUGUUAUUCUUGCUUCCAUUGAAACAUCAUUUCCAUGUUGUAUUUUUAAUUUUGUUGAAAAACAAUGUCUCAAUGGAAGAAAGAUUGUCAAUGGAAGAAAGAUUGUCAAUCGAACUCUUUCUUAUAGAUGUAUUUCUUAUUUCAAAUGUCUAUAAAAACACUGUACAAACACCGUAUUGUUACUGUUAGCUGGAUGUUAUAUAAUACUUCAUUUGAAUAAGUUAACCAUGCAGUUAAAAAUGAAAUCUUCAUUUUUUCCUGAAAGAGUACUGUAUAAAUAUUAAUACUUCAUUUGUUUUGAUAGAAUUCCUGGCAUAUAAUAUAAUAUACUUCUCACUUGAUUGUCAAUUAGUUUAAUCUUAACCUUAUGUAUUGAAUGUAAAAUUAUUACUUUUGCCAGCRCUUAAUGGCACAAGAACUAAGUUGUUCAACAUAAGAUAUAAAAUAUUCAUUCUUUUAGAUAAAAGCACCACUUUAUCAAGGGCUGUAGAGUGCUAAAAGCUUGAGGUCUUAGGGUUUUCAUUUAGACGAAUCAAAUACGCACAGUGCACAAACAUUUUUUUAUACAACAAAGAUUAAUGGAAGUAAUAUGUCUUCACACUUUUACAGCCCCAGAAAAUCCCCCUCUAAAAGCCAUUUUUGUUUUCUUCAUAGAAACUGCAUUGCUACUUCUAUUUUUGAAAAGAAAAAAACAAAAAUGUCUUAGGKGGAAUGUUAGUGAACAUAAAAAAGGUCAAAAAGUGUGAGAACUACAACUGCCAUCUUGCSUAUUCAGCAAAACCAAYUGACCUGUUAUGCCCUAGCCUUUACCCUGAUUUGCAUAUGAAUUAAUAUUUACAUACAAAUUAUAAAUGUAUGCUUUUGAUAUAUUAUAUUUUAUUUGGUAUUGUUCAAAGUAUUUCACUGUAAAGGAUAUGAUAAUAAUUCCAUGUAUGUUGAAGUUGUAAACUAGAAUUUUAGGUGGAACAUUCAUGUAUUUAAUUUAUUUUAUAUAUGGCAUUAAAAAAACAACUGCUACU
Messenger RNA from Exaiptasia diaphana, 1991 nucleotides. RefSeq lists its product as uncharacterized. The coding region runs from base 23 to 463 and encodes 146 amino acids. The record is from RefSeq and is a predicted model, not a curated record. The transcript has 6 exons. Lineage: Eukaryota; Metazoa; Cnidaria; Anthozoa; Actiniaria; Aiptasiidae.